CUCUUUCUAUCCAUCAUCCUCCUCACCUAUCUCCUACUUUCCACUGACCGACACAGCCUUUUUGUACAGGGGCAGCCUCAGCCAUGCGGCGGUAUGGCCUUCGCACGAGUCGGCAACUCAUUCUACAUUCAGGGCGGUGCUACCGUGGGGGACAACUUGCUCGCACCAUUCUGGGCCCUCAAUCUCACGACAUCGUGGGCCACCAGCAAACCAGACUGGACUUCCCUUCCUCUAGGCCCCACCAAUGCCUACCACUCUGCCGGCUACUCUGCUGACAACAAGAGCUUCAUAACCUUCGGUCGAGACACCGGUGCAGCUCCGCAGGUCGUUCCGCAAUCCUGGGUCAACAUUUACGACAUCCCUUCAGGCUCUUGGUCGUUCAACACGAACCCUCCAAACAUGGCCGACAAUUCUCGGAGAGAUUUCUUUGCUGUGACCAACCCUGGCGCCAACAAAAUCUAUAUUCUCGGUGGCGAUGCAGGCACAUCGGGUGCAGUCUUCACCAACUCAUUCGAUACUUUUGACCCGACUACGAGGACACUGAGCGAAAUCACGACACCGGCUCCUGGGCCGCAGUACAUCACAACCUAUGCUGCCGUGUGGGUAAAAAAACUGCAGGCGAUGGUAGUGAUUGGGGGCUCAAUGCAGAACAGCUCAAUUCAGGGCCUAUAUCUCUAUAAUCCUUCCACUGGCGCAUGGACCACCCAGGCUACUACGGGGUCUUUCGACUAUAAUCGACGUUCACAUUGCGCCGCAAGCAACGAUGAUGGGUCACUGGUAGCAGUAUUCGGAGGGUUCAUCAGCCAGCAAAGCACUGGAGAUCCCAAUGUCUACAUUUUGGACACGACAACAUGGACAUGGACGACAACACCGUACUCUGGACCUGGACGAGGCAGUACAGCCUGCGUUCUUGUCGACGAUACAUUUAUGAUCUGGGGUGGAUUUUUCACUUCGCCCAAUACUGUUAAUAGCGUCCCUUCGGCUGCGGACGCCCUUUUGUUGUACUCGGUGUCCAACAAGGCAUUCACAACUACAUACACCCCCUCUCCUGCUCUCACUGGAGGCAAUAACAACGGUACCAACAAUCCAGGGUCGACUCCCCCUGGCGGAGGAUCGAGUGGAGGGCUCUCCGCAGGAGCAAUUGGUGGAAUCGUAGCAGGUGUGAUCGUUGUCUUAAUUGCUUUGGUGGCGGCAUUUACGGUGUUCCAGCAUCGCAAGAAGAAGAGCCGCGCGGCCAAGAAAUAUGGCGGCAACGUUGAUGAAUCCAAUCAGGAGUCUCUGGGUGGCGCAAUGACAGAGUACGACCAAUCCUUCGCGCCUUCCUGCCGCCCUGGACCAACACCCACUGGGAUUUCACACUCGCUCAGUGCCACGUCUGAUGACGCUCAUGAUCCACGACAUAGCGCUGAUGGACAAUCCAGCAGUGCCGGUUACUCCAACCCAGCAACGCCGACAUCGCUUCAGUUCCUUCAUACGGGCGAAAGUGCCGUGGGAUCGGAGACCCCGUACAGCUCUGCAGCAUUGGCAUCAGGCUACAAUGGUCGGCAGUCCUAUCAAAGUGACCAGACUACGACUGUCUACUAUCCACCGCCGCCACCUGCGCUAAUGUCCCAACAGCCAACGAUACCAGAGGAGGGACCUUACAUAAGCCCGUAUAUAGCAAGUAACGCGAGUAUUAACCGUCGGUCGCAAGAUCCCCAGACCCUGACAGAUAGAGAGGGAUACUACCCAUUCAACAGCUUCCUGUCUCCAUCCACGACUGCGGUUUCCCCAUCGGGAGCGGACCAGUACCACGACAGUUAUGGGAUGGAGCAUGCUUCUAUGAUGUCUUCGCAAUCUGGAUACACAGACGUCUCCUCGUCCCAUCCGCACAGCAACUAUGUCUUUGACCCACGACUGUCCCCCGGCAUGGCUCCUGCGUCAAAGCGACCUGUGAAUGGACCCCAGGGCGGGCCUGGGUUUGGAACGGAGAUGGAACGGCCUUCACUAGGUGCUCCGCAGGCGAUCCUGCAGGAUCCACUUCCUGACGUUUGAGGGCUGACUCUACUCCUUCCCAGUUAAUGAAGGUAUAUAGCAUGAAAUUGAACGGCAUACAAUAAUGAUACGC
This is a messenger RNA of Gamsiella multidivaricata, 2107 nucleotides long. RefSeq lists its product as uncharacterized. The record is from RefSeq and is a predicted model, not a curated record. Bases 94 to 2034 code for a protein of 646 amino acids. The transcript has 3 exons. Gene Ontology annotation, molecular function: protein binding. NCBI's taxonomy places the organism in Eukaryota, Fungi, Mortierellomycota, Mortierellomycetes, Mortierellales, Mortierellaceae.